Molecule: messenger RNA, 2028 nt
Organism: Drosophila ficusphila
Lineage: Eukaryota; Metazoa; Arthropoda; Insecta; Diptera; Drosophilidae
Gene: AhcyL2
Product: adenosylhomocysteinase-like 2
Exons: 8
Coding region: 446-1927 (493 amino acids)
Biological process (GO): L-methionine cycle
Cellular component (GO): cytosol
Source: RefSeq, a predicted model, not a curated record
UAGUCGGCGUAUUUCUUUAUUCCUAAGCGAUUCGCUCGGCUCCCUAUAAACCGGGGACAGUGAGUCAGUUUGUUGUUGGCCCCAGUCGCGAGCGGACGUCUGAGGCCGGAGAUCGCCCCAGAUACACCAGAUACACCCGAGAUAUAUAAGACGAGCGAAAGAAAAACGAGAGCAGGAGAUCUGAACAAGUGAAGUGAACUGAAUCGGAAUCGAUCGAUUGGCCAUCUCGCUUGAAUUCGAAACGCCAGACGAUCUAGUCUGAUCGCAGAUCUCCAGCAGAACAGACGUUGUGUCUCUCACAAAUAUAUUUUAUAAAACAUAUAUUAGAUAGCAAAGUAAUAUCCGCACUUGCACUGGAUGAUUAGAGCUGGUCUCUGAGGUGCAUAGAACGUAAGAAGUCGGAGCAUAUAUAACCAGUUUCAGAUCAAAAUAAAUCGCCUUCAAAAUGUCUAAAAUGCCAGAGACAACGUUUGCCGACCUGAGUCUGGCUGAUAAGAAUGCUGUGAAGAAAUCCAGUAUAGAAAGUGCCCGGCGAUUUUCGGAUGUCUCAACCUGCUCGUUCAGCUCUACCUGUUUCACCGGAAGUUCCGACGAGGAUGACGUUUCGCCGAAGGACAAUCACCAGCGAAACUCUUCUGGAGGAACUGACUUCUGUGUGAAGAGCAUUUCGAGGAGUGCCUUCGGAAGGCGGGAGAUCGAAAUUGCGGAGUCGGAGAUGCCGGGCAUCAUGACACUGCGGAAAAGGGCCAAGGAUGAGAAGCCUUUAAAGGGAGCUCACAUAGUGGGUUGCACCCACGUGAAUGCCCAGUCAGCUGUGCUGAUUGAGACCCUCGUCCAACUGGGAGCCUCCGUGCGCUGGGCAGCCUGCAACAUCUACUCCACCCAAAAUGCGGUGGCAGCUGCUCUGGCGGAGGCGGGGAUCCCGAUCUUCGCGUGGCGCGGCGAAACGGAGGAGGAGUUCUGGUGGUGCCUGGACAGGGCCAUCCAAGCGGAGGGCUGGCAACCCAACUUAAUCCUGGAUGAUGGUGGGGAUGCCACACAUCUGAUGCUUAAGAAGUAUCCGGAUUACUUCAAAGCCAUUCGUGGUAUUGUGGAGGAGAGUGUCACUGGGGUUCACCGGUUGUACAUGCUCUCCAAGGGAGGAAAACUCACUGUUCCGGCCAUCAAUGUCAACGAUUCGGUCACCAAGAACAAGUUCGAUACCUUCUACUCGUGUCGGGAUUCCAUUCUGGACAGUCUGAAACGCACCACGGACAUAAUGUUUGGUGGCAAACAAGUUGUAAUUUGUGGCUAUGGAGAUGUGGGAAAGGGCUGUGCCCAAUCACUUAAAGGUCAAGGAUGCAUCGUUUACAUCACGGAGGUGGAUCCCAUUUGUGCCCUUCAAGCUGCCAUGGAUGGAUUCCGAGUGGUGAGGCUCAACGAAGUCAUCCGGAAUGUGGAUGUGGUGGUCACGGCAACGGGAAACAAGAAUGUCAUCACUAGAGAUCACAUGAAUCGUAUGAAGAACGGAUGUAUCCUAUGUAAUAUGGGUCAUUCCUGCUCCGAAAUUGAUGUGAAUGGUUUGCAUACCCCGGAACUCACGUGGGAGCGAGUCCGCUCCCAGGUGGACCACAUCAGGUGGCCAGAUGGCAGGAUGAUAAUUCUGCUGGCUGAAGGAAGACUGGUGAAUCUCUCCUGCUCCACAAUUUCAUCUUUCGUUGUAUCCGUGGCCUCUUCUACCCAGGCAUUAGCUUUAAUUGAGCUCUUCUCGGCGCCAGGAAGAUACAAGUCGGAUGUAUAUCUACUGCCUAAGAAAAUGGAUGAGUACGUGGCCAGCUUGCAUCUGGGUACCUUUGAUGCCCAUCUUACGGAGCUAACGGACGAGCAGUCCAAGUUCAUGGGCUUGAACAAGGCAGGGCCUUUCAAAGCCAAUUACUACAGAUAUUAAUCAGUAUUUAAUGUUUUAUUCUGUUAUUCUCGUUCUGUAAUUUUGAUAUUAUUUAGAAAAAAUGCAAUUAUGAAUAUAAACAAGUUUUAAAAGUAAAAAAA